Molecule: messenger RNA, 3063 nt
Organism: Capra hircus (goat)
Lineage: Eukaryota; Metazoa; Chordata; Mammalia; Artiodactyla; Bovidae
Product: NKG2D ligand 4-like
Exons: 4
Coding region: 113-784 (223 amino acids)
Biological process (GO): immune response; antigen processing and presentation of endogenous peptide antigen via MHC class I via ER pathway, TAP-independent; antigen processing and presentation of endogenous peptide antigen via MHC class Ib
Cellular component (GO): external side of plasma membrane
Source: RefSeq, a predicted model, not a curated record
GCAGGGCUUCCUCAGUCUAGGACUGAAGACUUUGGGUGGUGCCAGGAGACAGAGGUAUAGACACAGCCCAGGCUACCUUUUGCUGGUCACUCUCCUAAAGCUUCAGGGAGGAAUGUCAGUGGCUUACAGCGCAGGUCGUCUUUCGCUGACACUGCUGCUGACAGAAGCCGGGAAGACUCUGGGCAAUGCCCACUCUCUGUGCCUUGACCUCACUAUCAAAUCUCAGUCCAGACCUGGCCAGCCCUGGUGUCGAGUCCAGGGCUCCCUGGACACAAAGCCUUUCCUCCAGUGUGACAGUGACAGCAACAAGGUCAAACCUUUGGGUUUCCUGGGGAAGGAGGUAAACGACACAAAAGUGUGGACCGAAUUGAGCCAAACACUGGCAGAAGCAGGAAAAGAGCUCAAGAUGGUCCUGCCUGUCACCAAACUGGACAAAAAGGAGACAGGGGAUCCUCGCAUCCUGCAGGUAAAAAUGUGCUGUCAACGCGAAGCUGAGCAAUGCUCUGGUGCCUCCUUGCACUUCAGCCUCAAUGGAUGGACAGUCCUCCUCCUUGACACCAGGAGCGUAACCUGGACAGUCAUUGAUCCUGGAGCCAAAAGCAUCAAGGAGGAGUGGGAGAACAACCAGGAACUGGCAGAGUGUUUCAGGAAGAUCUCAACAGGAGACUGCAGCUAUUGGCUUAGGGAAUUCCUGGAACACUGGGAGAACAUGCUGCUCCCAGAGCCCACAGCUAUUCCAUCAUUUGGAUGUUUCUCCCUGGACUAUGAGAAAGUACAAUGUUAACCCAACUCUGGGUGGCAAACACUGACCCUUGAUGACAGUCUGGCUGUUGAUCUCAUAUACUACCUUCUACUCAGAGUGGGGUUUAACAAGAAGCUAAAGAAGCUUAUGCUUAAGAAUUCCUUCACUUUCCACAACUGCUUAUGGGCCCCUAAGAUGUAUUGACUUGGUCGUUUUGAGGAUUUGCAAAAGUCAAAUAUUUGCUCACAAUCAGUUAAGACUUCCAGUUCUAUUCUUUCCAUCAGACUUCCCUUCAUGUGGGGUGGAAUUGGGACGGGGGGCAGUGUUGGAAUUUUUUUAAUUCUGUUAAGAAGAUAAUGCAUUAGGGAUAUACUUCUGUGAUUUAAUGAGACAUAAUUUAUGUGUUCACACUCACUUUCUUGUAUAGUUAAGUUACCACAUGCUUUUAUGGGCUGAAUGUUCUUAAUUCAUGUGAUAAAAUCCUCACCUCCAGGAAGACUUGUUGAAACCACUCAGUCGGUGGUGUGCGGUUAUAGUCUGUGUUGUGACACAAUAGGAAGUAUACGUUUGGUCGGAGUCCUGGUUCCUGGAGCAGAGUUUCUAAAACCCACAUUUUGGUAUCAUAUUUGGUGUUCUGAGUGUAGAAAAAUAGCUUUUCUUUAGAGACCUAGCAGAUUAAUACAUAUGCAGAAACCACAGUCAAGUGCUAACUGCCUAGAUGUCAUGACACAAAAGUAUGAGGCUACCAGUUGAAUUAUCAUGUAGAUUAAUAUGCAUAUUAAGAUACUAACAGUUAAUGCAUAAAGAUGUAUCCAGGACAGAAGAAAGGAUAAGGUGUGAUAUAGCCAGAAAUGGAACACUAUAACGCAAUCAAUAAAGAAUGAAUUACUGCAGUAAAAACAUAGAUGCCUCAUAAAAAGGAUUUGAGAGGCAAGUGUUGGACACAAAAGAAUAGAUAUGCUGUGGUACUCCUAUUUGUUGUGUUACAUGAUUGUGCAGUUUAACUGAAUUAUCUUUUUAAGAUGUAUUUAUUUUUGGUCAUGCUGGGUCUUCAUUGCUGUGUGUGGGCUUUCUCUACUUGCUGCUCUCUAGUUAUGGUGCAAGAGCCGCUCACUGUGAUGACUCUUCUUGUAGCAGAGCGCAGGCUCUAGGCUGCGGGCUUCAGUAGUUGGGGCACACAGGCUCAGCAGUUGAGGCUCCCAGGCUCCAGAGCACAGCCUCAGUAUUUGUGGCCCAUGAGCUUAGCUGUUUCGCAGCAUGUGGGAUCUUCCCGGACAGGGAUUGAACUCAUGUCUCCUGCAUUGGCAGGCAGAUUCAUUACCAAUGCACCACCAGGGAAGCCCCUAAUCGAAUUAUUAAAAAGACAUUCUAAGCUUGCUUCUAAAUCACAUCUCAAUAAUUUAUGGAUGAAGAUUAGAUGUUCCAUGACUUGCAACCAGGAAAUUAUGCAUACUGGAAAAGAUAUUAUUUAAAGGACUAUCCACAACCUAGAUGGACCCUUAUCAGGUGCUCUAAACCAGCUCAUGCACAACAAAACUGUAGAGAAUUAGCUCUUGGAUGAAUAUUUUCCACUUAGAAAGGGCGACUGCACUGAACUGGCUAACAGAGAACACUGCUGACCUCAGAAACACCUAAAAACAAUGCUCAAACACAGAGGAUGUUUGAGCUCAUACAUUCAUACCAGGAUGAGAAGAAGACAACAUCAGAAAAAAUUUUAACCUUUCAGUUUUCACUAAUGUCUAGACAAACGAAGUUUUCUCUUGUCAGGAAUAUAUUCAGUGAUGCGGAGAAUUCAAUUAUACACUGUACCUUUUUUGCCCAAUGAGAAUCACAUGAAUGUUUAUUGAAACUCCUUUAUUUUAGGGGCCCAAAUGUGGUGAAGUCCUACCAUUAGGUGAAGGAGACCUCACCUGGAAAUAGGGUGUGUGCAGAUGUAAUCCAACCAAGGUGAGGUCAGCAUAGAUUAGGUUGGGCUCUAAUCCAAAGACUAGUGCCUUUAUCAGGAGGCACGCCUUUAAAGAAAUGUAGGCACGCAAAGAAGAGAUGUGCCGGGAGCCAGCAUGAGGAAUCCUGCCCAUGGCAAAGGUCAUGAGAAAGGAAGCCAGACAUAUGAAAAGGUGUGAUCUGGCUUCAGGGCUUCCCCCUGGGUUUUCCUGAACGUCUACCCCCCAAAACCAGAGUCUGCCUGCCUUACUGUACUGUGCUUUCCACUCUUCUAACAUAUCGGAGGGCCAUCCCCGAUCACCUUCCUCUCAAAGGAAUUAACUUAGGGCUCCAGUUAACAGUCCCCUGCAUAUAAAAAGAAUGUCUCGGUUUAAACC